AUGACGUGGUCCCGCAUUCUCGACCAAGGCCAUUUCGUCGAUCUAUGGAAAGCCGCGAUCGUCACGGACGCCAUCUACAUACGAGUGCGUGUCCCGCCGCCGUCGAAUCUCCAUACCAACCUACUGGCGUCGGGUGACCCGGGCCACAGUACCGACCACACUAGUACAAACGGCGUCAGUCCCUCGGCACCCCCAUCGAGUGCAUCUGUACCUGGCCUCAAGCAAUUCUACGGCGCCACCGUCCCCAAUGUUAAGAGCCCUGCCACUGUCGGUUAG
Molecule: messenger RNA, 276 nt
Organism: Aphanomyces astaci
Lineage: Eukaryota; Oomycota; Saprolegniomycetes; Saprolegniales; Verrucalvaceae
Exons: 2
Coding region: 1-276 (91 amino acids)
Source: RefSeq, a predicted model, not a curated record